Molecule: messenger RNA, 1009 nt
Organism: Diorhabda sublineata
Lineage: Eukaryota; Metazoa; Arthropoda; Insecta; Coleoptera; Chrysomelidae
Product: ly6/PLAUR domain-containing protein 6B-like
Exons: 6
Coding region: 342-911 (189 amino acids)
Molecular function (GO): acetylcholine receptor regulator activity
Source: RefSeq, a predicted model, not a curated record
AGUUGAACACAAGGUUUCGAAGGGAUACGACGGAUAUGUCCUUUGAAAUAUAUCGCUGACUCGGAGUGUAAACACAGGUGUUGUCGAAAGACUUCAUCAACUUUUUUUGAAUACUUCAACUUAAGAACCAUAUUUUCAGUGCUUAUAAAUUUUUUUUUAAUUAGAAGUGAUUUAAUUAAUUUAUUAUUGGAAGUAUUAGGAAUUUAGGAGAAAACAGACCACGUAUGUCUUUUGAGCUUCGUUCUAUGAAGAUACCAAUCGAAGAUAAGUUUUCUCCAGUGAAUUGUAGAAGGUAUGUCUAAUGUUCUUCGUUUAAUCCAGCAGAUUAAUUCAAGAUUGUAAUGUUCAGACUGAGCAUGUUAAUCAGUUGCAUUUUCAUGACAAACAGUGCUAUGGAAGAUAAGAAUUUAGCGUCAAACCUUGUGGAUUCAACAUCGGAUUUGACAGAUUUUGACAAAUAUGCUGUCACUUGUUAUAUAUGCGUGAACGUCUCCGACAAUCUAGUUUGUAAUCAAUUCGCUAUAGAUAGACCUUGUAAACCUGGAGAAACAUUCUGUCACACUCUACACAUAAUGGAUUCAAAAGGAACGAGCGUUCUCGUAAACAAAAAGUGCACAACCGAGAAAGAAUGCCAAAGAAAUAAAGUUGGUUGUGUGGAAAUCGACGCCCAAAUGAUGUGUGUGUCCUGUUGCGAUCAGAACUACUGCAAUGUCAAUGUGCCAAGUAAUUCUUCUACGGCUGUCUUCGACGACAAAAUAUCAAAAAUGCGAAUGUUGGCAAAGAAUCUCUUCAGAGAAAGAGAAAAGGCCCUAACGACUACAAUCAAAGAGUCUAAGGCUAAUCAAAUUUACGGCUGGAAAAACUCAUUUUAUUACCUUUAUCUUUUGUUCAUGUUAAUAGUUGAUACUUAGUAGAUUUUAUAAUGAACGCGCUUUGUUUUGCAGAGAAAUUAUUGCUUCGUAUUUUGUAAAUAUUCUGCUUUUUGCUCAAUUAUAAAUAUAUUAUGAAA